AUGGGCAUCACAGUCUUAACCGGCCGCUUCAAUGACGGCCCCUUCAUUGGUCUAAACUACCAAACACCUUCUCAGAGAGGUGUGACCAGCAGCGACGGGUCUUUUCUCUACAUGGAGGGAGAGGACGUGUUCUUUUCCAUUGGCCUUCUAGCCGUUGGCGUUGCGAAGGGAGGCCCGUCUCUGACCCUAGCUUCUCUCCACGACAGCGGCAGCGACACAGCUGUGGACCUUCUCCGUCCCGACACCAUAAACCGGGCACGAUUUGUUCUGAGCUUGGGGCAAGAAGCCGAUCUCUAUACUGGCGUCGUCAUCGACGAGAGGGUAAAACAGGCCGUUAGCCACAGAGCAAACGAGAUAAGCUUCACUUCUAGUGUCGAAACCUUUGAACAAUCAUCUUCUGUCAAAGCGGUCUUCGAACAACUAGGCUGCCGUUUUCGGGGAGCGGCAGAAGCUCGAAAUCACACUCGACGGGGCCUACUGGGCAUCAGAGCAAAGCGAGAUGUUCGAGUACCACUCCGCGAUGGUUCCUAUCUGUUGGCCGAUGUUUUCCACCCCGUCGCCAAGGGUACUUACCCAGUGCUGCUGAGGCUGAGUAUUUAUGGUCGUGCAUUCACGAUUGGCUCCACCCACAGCGAAAACGACCACAAGCUCAGUGAGGAACGUGAAGCAGACUGGUAUGAAAAGAGCCGAUCCCAAAUCAACGCUUAUUUUCGAUACUCGGAAACUUGCGUGAGCGCCAACAGCAGCGACUGGGUGCCCCGUGGAUACGUUGUCGUCCGAGUGGACGCAAGAGGAGUCGGUCAAUCGCCCGGGAAGCUCGAGCCGUUCUCGAAGCAGGAAGCAGAGGAUUAUUACGAUUCCAUACAGUGGGCUGCUCAACAACCAUGGAGUAACGGUAGGGUUGGACUGUACGGUGCAUCGUAUAACGCAACGAUUCAAUGGAAUGUCGCUGCCCUGCAACCCCCAGCCUUGAAGGCUAUUGCACCACUCGCGUCUGAUGCAGAUGCUUACCGGGACUUGGCAUAUCAGGGUGGCAUCCUUCUCGAGAACUACCGGAAAUGGUGGUUUGAGAACACAGUAUGGCCUGCUAAAAACCCUCACUCAGAUGUUGCAGACUUCGUUGCGGGCUUGCCCAGCCACCCUUGGGACGAUGGACACUAUCAUGGAGAAGCCUUGUUGUCGGCGGAUUAUCCGAGCAUCAAAGUACCCUUCAUCACAUCUGUCAGUCAGACCUCUUGGAUCCACUCUCGUGCCGGCUUCGAAGCCUUCAUGCAUGCCCCCUCGGUGUCGAAGAGACUAUUAGUGUGGGACGCCUCGUAUACUUCCUACAUGUAUGAAGAUAGCAAACUCGACCUGGAGGAAUUUUUUGAUGAGCACCUUAAGGGUCAAAAGCCGGAGAGAAGGCCUCCUGCAGUGCGCCUAGUCAUGCGAACAGGUGAUGGUGGAUUUGAGUGGCGUGUAUCUGAUAGUUGGCCCCUUAGAGGAACUGACUAUCGGAGCUACUUCCUUGGUGCCGGUGGUAGCAAUCGUGACGGGCACCUUCUUGAUAUCCCACCUACGAAAGACGGCGUUAUUGAAUACUCUGCAGAUUCUAGCGGCCCCGUGGAGGACGUGGACCUAGCUGUAUUCACCUCAGAGCCUCUUGAACAACCUCUUGAGCUGGCAGGCCAUUUCCGCGCGUCUCUAUGGGUGUCAUCAUCAUCUACAAAUGCUGACAUAUUCGUGGCCAUACGUGUCUUUGACGGUAGUCGUGAGGUCCAGUAUCGCACGCGUGAGCCUGGUUCCGUUGCCCCCCUGACAUGGGGGGUUCUCAAAGCUUCUCACCGAGCCGUUGACCCCGGACUGAGCACAACGGAGCGCCCGUGGCACACCCAUCGACAGGAUGAUGCUUUACCUCUUACGCCAAAUGAGACGGUAGCAGUCGAGGUCGAACUAAUGCCGGCCACUGCACGCAUACCUGCAGGAUAUCGACUGCGCGUCGAGAUUUCUGCAGCUGAGGGAAGAGGAAGAAUUCCCGGGUUUGAACGAGCAUAUGAUGAAUCGUACCAUAAAGGUGUUGUCAACCGUGUUUUCGCAGGUCACACCCAUCCUAGCUCCAUCACUCUUCCUGUGGUAUGUGGAAACAAUCGGGGUAGAGAUCAUUCCUGA
This is a messenger RNA of Aspergillus versicolor CBS 583.65, 2148 nucleotides long. RefSeq names its product CocE/NonD family hydrolase. The transcript has a single exon. The record is from RefSeq and is a predicted model, not a curated record. The coding region runs from base 1 to 2148 and encodes 715 amino acids. Gene Ontology annotation, molecular function: dipeptidyl-peptidase activity. NCBI's taxonomy places the organism in Eukaryota, Fungi, Ascomycota, Eurotiomycetes, Eurotiales, Aspergillaceae.